CGCCCAACUAACCCGCCAUACGGCCGCAUUAAUUAAAUAACACUGUACUGAAUCAGAAUUACAAGACAAUGGCAAUGAUGAAUUGCUUACUGUGGAAGUCAAUCACUUUCCUGAGCUUGGUUUGGGCUGUUGGAGGACAAUUAAGUGGAGACCUGAGGCUGGUAGACAGCUUCGGCCUAACAGGAGGCUCCUCCGGCAGACUGGAGGUCUAUUACAGUGGAAAAUGGGGGACAGUGUGUGAUGACAGCUUCGGUAUAGAUGAUGCAAGAGUGGCUUGUCGUCAACUAGGGUUCUCAACCUCUUCCACUCCACGAUACGGAACAGUUGGAACGCUAGGAUUCUCCGAAGCUUCAUUAGCCACUCCGACAUGGCUGGACAAUCUUGCUUGCUAUGGAUAUGAGAGCAGACUCAUUGAUUGUCCUGCUAACUCUAUCGGAGUUGAAGAUUGCCCCCAUUAUGAAGAUAUAGCCUUGAUCUGUACUGAAAGCACUGCAAAUGGAGACCUGAGGCUGGUAGGCAGCUCAGGCCAAACAGGAGGCUCCUCUGGUAGACUGGAAUUCUAUUACAGUGGACAAUGGGGGACAGUGUGUGAUGACAGCUUCGGUAUAGAUGAUGCAAGAGUGGCUUGUCGUCAACUAGGGUUCUCAACCUACACUCAAUACGGAAAUGUUGGAACGCUAGGAUUCUCCGAAGCUUCAUCAGCCACUCGGACAUGGCUGGACGAGCUUCGUUGCUAUGGAUAUGAGAGCAGACUCAUUGAUUGUCCUGCUAACACUAUCGGAGUUGAAGAUUGCCCCCAUUAUGAAGAUAUAGCCUUGAUCUGUACUGAAAGCACUGCAAGUGGAGACCUGAGGCUGGUAGGCAGCUCAGGACGAACAGGAGGCUCCUCUGGCAGACUGGAAUUCUAUUACAGUGGACAAUGGGGGACAGUGUGUGAUGACAGCUUCGGUAUAGAUGAUGCAAGAGUGGCUUGUCGUCAACUAGGAUUCUCAACGUACACUCGAUACGGAAAUGUUGGAACGCUAGGAUUCUCCGAAGCUUCUUCAACCACUUCGACAUGGCUGGACAAUCUUGCUUGCUAUGGAUAUGAGAGCAGACUCAUUGAUUGUCCUGCUAACACUAUCGGAGUUGAAGAUUGCUCCCAUUAUGAAGAUAUUGCCUUGGUCUGUACUACAAGUAGUACUACAACAUCAUCAUAUUCGGUGCCCAGCUUCUCGAUCGGUUUUGGAGUGACAAUUCCUAUCAUCGUCAUCAUAGUUGUGAUUUUCGUCUUGGUCUGUGUUUUAAUGAAUAGAAGACGUCGCCUGGCUCGCUACCCACGCUACGCUCCCAUUAUUACUGCGGCAAAUACACAAGAUGCAGCCUUUCCUGUGCAGCAACCCAUGGACCCAACUCCUCCCUACUCUCCCCCUCAAAAUAUGCAACCAGUAACUGCCUACCCGACUGGUCAAUAUGCUGACCCCCAGUACCCUACGUCCUACCCUCAGCAACCCCCAGCCCCCUAUCCCACGUCCUACCCUCAGCAACCCCCAGCCCCCUAUCCUCCUGGACAACAACCCCCUGCCGCGUACACUCAGCAACCCCCAGCCCCUCAUCCUCCUGGAGAACAACCCCCUGCCGCGUACACUCAGCAACCCCUAUCAGCCCCUCAUCCUCCUGGAGAACAACCACCCCCUGCUCGGUACCCCACUGGACAACCACCCUCUGCACCAUUAUUGUAUGGUGGAGAAGCCCCUCCAGCAUAUCCGAACUAAGUAUGGGGACUAUACAUACCCACCGUGCAUGCAAGUAGAAUCGAAACUUUAUACUAAUUGUGACUGUAUAGUGAUCCAUGCAGUAUCUGCUGAUGUCUCUUAGUUUAAUUGUCCGCUCCCUUUCAAUGUUUUUUAUAAGAUAAUUGACAUUUAUGCGCAUAAUUAUUAUCAUUCUACUAU
Halichondria panicea is the source of this 1934-nucleotide messenger RNA. Its product is annotated as soluble scavenger receptor cysteine-rich domain-containing protein SSC5D-like. The transcript is spliced from 8 exons. Gene Ontology annotation, cellular component: membrane. The record is from RefSeq and is a predicted model, not a curated record. NCBI's taxonomy places the organism in Eukaryota, Metazoa, Porifera, Demospongiae, Suberitida, Halichondriidae. The coding region runs from base 69 to 1754 and encodes 561 amino acids.